AUGACCCCCGCGUGCUCACAAGAAACUCAGCUCGUCCUAGCUGUCAUCAUCAGAGCCAGGAAUUACUCGCUUAAGUCGGGACAGGUCGCGUGCGAGUGGAGCGUCAAGGACGCUGCAUCUCCGAACGGUGUAGUGUUGGAGGUGGUAGCUAUUGUCGCCGUCCCGCACUGGCGGUGCAGAUCGGCGGCUCUUCACACGGGCUGGUCAAUGAUAACCACCACGAGCUGGCGUAUCGCUGGCGAAGCGCUGGCCGUGACUGCCAGGACUAAAUGCAGCCAUCAAAAUAAGUCUCUUGGGAGACGAGACGGUGGCCUCCAAUCAUUCUUCCCCCGCGCCCUCGUUUUCCCGCUCAUUGAUGGCGCAGAUGUCACGCUGGAUGCCGCAGCAGCCCUCUGA
Molecule: messenger RNA, 396 nt
Organism: Aspergillus neoniger CBS 115656
Lineage: Eukaryota; Fungi; Ascomycota; Eurotiomycetes; Eurotiales; Aspergillaceae
Exons: 2
Coding region: 1-396 (131 amino acids)
Source: RefSeq, a predicted model, not a curated record